AUGACUGACGAUGGCAAACCGUCUACACAUAUCGUACAGGAGCAGGCUGAAAGCUCACAAAAGGUGGCUACACCCAAGGUACGCAGGAGCGCGCGUCUACAGGCCACUACCAAAGCCCAGGACAGGACGUUCAAAGACGACAGGAAGGCUGGUCCAGCGACGACAGCAUCAGCGAGUGUAGGGAACUCAACUUCCCUGAAACGGAAGAGGGGCAAGGGAAAUGCGUACCUCUCGCCAGACACGCCAUCACCGAAACAAACUCGGACGUCGACCCGACACGCGAUUCAGGAAUCAUCCGGAGAAAACCAUCCCAUCAUACCUAUCGUCGACCCGGUGCAGAAUUGGGUACUCAAUGAGCAGUGGCCUCCCCAAUACUUCGAGCCGGACGACCAGACGAAGCAAGAACUACUGGAACACGACAGCUGGGCAGAAGCAAUGAUGGCAUGCCCACCUCCUCCAGUUGUCAAAUAUGUAGAAAUAAAUGGAUUCAGAUACCCGUUACCGGUCCCAAAACUGCCUUCAAUUCGCCGAAAGCAGUCAGAUGCAAGCCUGAGUGGUCCCAGCGGCCAGAACAGGGACAGCAAGAGCGUCCAGUACCGAGAUCCCCGGUACAUAUCGUUGCUCGAAGCCAAAGGCAGCUUCCUACACGACUUCGGCAGGCCCCCGCCAUCGGUCACUGAUCCGGGUCAGCACUUGCUUGAUGCAGAACAAGUGGUGCCUCAGAACACCAUGUUUCGUGACGAAACGUUUGAGAGGCUGUGCCAACAAAUGGAGCACCGCAAUGAAAGCCGAGUCGUUCAAGACGUGGCUCGGCUGCUUGUCCCAUCAGCAGAAAAUUUGGCUAUAUGUGGUGCUGCUCAUCUCGAUAUCCUGAUCGAGAACGUUAACGAAGCCUGGACAGAGAGUAUCCCAGUCGAGGGGCCCCGUCCGCAGCCAGACUAUUCUGUGGGAUUUAGAAAAUCCGCAUUCACGAACGAGCAGCUACGAAAGCUUGCUCCCCUUGUUGGCAGCGUCUUCGAUACCUCAUAUUACGUUGCGACCUACCGGAUGUACUUCCCAUUUCUUACGUGCGAAGUAAAAUGUGGCGCAUCGGCACUUGAAAUUGCCGACCGCCAGAAUGCCCACAGCAUGACCAUCGCUGUGAGAAGCGUCAUCGAAUUGUACAGAGCUGUGGGCCGGGACAAAGAACUUGACCGGCAGGUGCUGGCGUUUUCAAUAUCUCACGAUCAUCAGUCUGUUCGAAUCUACGCUCAUUACGCCGUCGUCGAGGCUACGGGAACCACGUUCUACCGACAUCUAGUCCAUUUGUUCAGUUUCACAGUGCUCGGAGGGAAGGACAGGUGGACUGCCUAUAAAUUCACCAAAACCGUUUACGAUCGCUGGAUGCCUCUUCAUCUAAAACGCAUCUGUUCGGCUAUUGAUCAGCUGCCGUCCGGUCUCGAUUUCCAGGUUCAUGACGGAACCGAGGCACCAUCGGAAGCGGCAACUGGACUAUCACAAGGUCUGGAGAGCCUUCAUCAGCCGCCAAAUACUUCCGGCCUUCUUCCUCAGCAAGAUGAGACGCAGCCUAUAGCGCAAAUUGCCACUCCAGACACUUCUGUUUCCAAAGACAGGAGCCAAGGUGCAGCUAAAAGGGCGAAGAUGGCACACACUACCCAAGAGAACAGCGGCAAGCGGAAAGUAUGA
Cyphellophora attinorum is the source of this 1686-nucleotide messenger RNA. RefSeq lists its product as uncharacterized. Bases 1 to 1686 code for a protein of 561 amino acids. The record is from RefSeq and is a predicted model, not a curated record. The transcript has a single exon. Lineage: Eukaryota; Fungi; Ascomycota; Eurotiomycetes; Chaetothyriales; Cyphellophoraceae.